AAAAAAAAAAAAAAAAAAAAAGGGAGAAGAAACCAAACCCUAAUCGAGCUUCUCCUUCUCGGAAAUGUCGCCCUGCUUCCGCCACUUUUGACUCCGGCGCCGAUCUCACUCUCUCCGUGAAAAUCUGAUUUCGUUUCUGCCAAGGAAUGGAUCAAUAUGGCAUUCCAGUUCAGAGAAGACAGAUGAAGCACAAGGGGAGAAAUGUUGUAUGGUCUGUUGGAAUGGACAAGUGUCUGAUUGAAGCUUUGGCUGUCCAGGCGAAAAACGGGAACAAAGUAGACAAAUGUUUCAACGAGAGUGCAUACACUGCUGCUUGUGUUGCGGUUAAUACUCGUUUCAAUCUAAACCUCAAUAGCCAAAAAGUUAUCAAUCGCCUGAAGACGAUCAAGAAAAGGUACAGAGUGAUGAGAGACAUACUUAGUCGAGACGGAUUCUGGUGGAACUCGAGCACAAAGAUGAUUGAUUGCGAAAGUGAUGAGCUCUGGAAAAGAUAUAUUGCUGUAUACCCAGACGCAAAAGCAUUUAGGGGAAAGCAAAUUGAGAUGUAUGAAGAACUUAGAACAGUAUGUGGUGACUAUCAAACUUCAGGUCGAUAUAGCAAAGUGAAGAGUGAAAGCAAUCAUCAUCUUAACGACAUAAAACACUUUGAAGAAGACUCUGUUUCAUUCCCUUUAGCAAGUUCUGAAGAACAUAGUGAUACAGAUGGAACUGAGUCAUACGCAGGAGGAGCGAAUGAGUAUAUGCAUGAAGAGUCUCAAGAUUUUCCUCCUCCUCCUCGAGAUCCUUUAAGACAACCUUCUAAACGUCCUCGAAACUUGGAUCCAUUCCAAGAAGCAAUGUUUGCAGUUGCUUCUAGCAUUCGUCGCCUAGCUGAUGCAGUGGACCAAAGCAAAACUUCGAUCAAUACAGAGGACUUGUUGGAAGCAGUGAUGGAGAUUGAUGGGUUGGACGAAGCAAAACAGAUGUAUGCAUUUGAGUAUCUGAAUGGUGAUCCAGUCAAAGCUAGAGCUUUCAUGGCUUAUAAUAAGCGGAUGCGGAAGAUGUUUUUGUCUCGACAGUUUUGGUGGUGGAAGUAA
This is a messenger RNA of Camelina sativa (false flax), 1076 nucleotides long. RefSeq lists its product as uncharacterized. The record is from RefSeq and is a predicted model, not a curated record. NCBI's taxonomy places the organism in Eukaryota, Viridiplantae, Streptophyta, Magnoliopsida, Brassicales, Brassicaceae.